Exophiala bonariae is the source of this 1011-nucleotide messenger RNA. RefSeq lists its product as uncharacterized. The transcript has 2 exons. The record is from RefSeq and is a predicted model, not a curated record. NCBI's taxonomy places the organism in Eukaryota, Fungi, Ascomycota, Eurotiomycetes, Chaetothyriales, Herpotrichiellaceae. Gene Ontology annotation, molecular function: methyltransferase activity. The coding region runs from base 1 to 1011 and encodes 336 amino acids.
AUGAACCCCACGGUUGACCCUCAUCCUUCCAACAUUGACCAACUCUCAACCACUCCAACCCUCGAAGUCGACUCGAUUGACACCGACUCGGCUUAUGGCGAUGAAAUAUCAGCAUAUACUGCUUCGAUGACUUCAUCAGUAACAGACUUCCCGGAAGCCCAUGGUCGCACGUAUCAUGCGUAUAGGAUGGGAAGGUACUCCCUUCCCAACGAUGAGAAAGAGAAUGAACGGUUGGACAUCCAUCACGCACUGAUUUAUAGAGCUAUGGGCGAGCGCCUCUACUUCGCGCCCAUAAAUGACAACCCACAGAGGGUCAUUGACAUUGCCACUGGUACUGGGAUAUGGCCGAUCCAAUUCAGUGACCAGCAUCCACUUUCAGAGGUCAUUGGUAACGAUCUGAGUCCAACACAAACUACCAUGGUUCCUCCGAACCUCAAAUUCAUCGUGGACGACAUUGAAGAAGAUUGGAACUAUGAAACACAACCAUUUGAUUAUGUACAUGCUCGAUUUCUCGCUGGUGCGGUUCGGGAUUGGCCACGGCUCGUGCAACAAGCUUUCAAUUGCACGAAGCGUGGUGGCUGGGUCGAACUUCAGGAUUGGAACACAUUCAUCUACUCGCGUGACAACACGAUCCCUCCUGAGUCCGACAUGGCUAAGUUCCACGCCAUGUGUGGCGGCGCCAGAGAGGCACAGGGCUUCGACAUGAAGCCGGGAGGUUCACUUGAGCGCUGGAUGAACGAAGUCGGAUUCCAGAACGUGCGGGCCCACAAACUCUACCUACCACUAGGGACCUGGCCAAAGGACCGACGUCUGAAAGAAAUCGGGGCUCUCAAUUUAUUGCAGAUGCUGGAAGCAGUAGAAGCUAUUUGCUUGGGUACAUUACCGCACGCACCACAACCGUGGAGCUAUGAAGAAAUUCAAAUCUUCCUUGCCGGAAUCCGACAAGACUUUACCAAUCGAAAAAUCCAUGGCCAGUAUGACUUCUACGUGGUCUACGGUCAGCGGCCUUAA